UUGUUUCUCUCCGUUUCUCUCCAGGAUUUAUGGACUUCACUUUCUAGAGGGAGGUACGGCAAGGAUGAGACCCCAGCUGGUGUGCGUGGUGCUGCUGGCCUUGGCCUCCUGCAGCCUCUGCUCAGAUUCAGAAGAGGAAAUGAAAGCAUUAGAAGCAGAUUUAUUGACCAAUAUGUACACAUCAAAGAUUAACAGAGCAAAACUUCCUUAUUGGAAAUUGACCCUGCUAAAUGUCUGCAAUCUCAUCAACAACAUAAACAACCAAGGAGGGGAAGCAGCAGAGGCAGAUGAAGAAGAUCUUGUGUCAGGAAGACAGUUUCCUGCUGCUCUGGAUGGCUUCAGCGUGGAAGCAAUGCUGACAUUAUACCAACUCCAAAAGGUUUGCCACAGCAGAGCCUUUCAGCACUGGGAGCUAGUCCAGCAAGAUGCUUUUGAUCUAGACAACUCAAGCCAAGAAAAGGAGAUCAUGAAGAGAAAAAAUCCCUACAUCUUGAAACGGCAGCUACAUGUGAACAAAGCUAGAAGGCCAUACAUCCUCAAGAGAAGUUCAUAUUACUGAUGCAGCAGAGAAAAAAAAAAAAAACAAUGUAUAUUUAGUUUAUAGGUAACUGUGCAUUAUGGUUUUCUUAUUUCAAUCUAAAAUCGUCAUUGUGUGAAAACAGACAAUGGAAAAUCAUCAAGAUGAUAACAUAACUGUGUCUCUU
Molecule: messenger RNA, 704 nt
Organism: Indicator indicator
Lineage: Eukaryota; Metazoa; Chordata; Aves; Piciformes; Indicatoridae
Gene: NTS
Product: neurotensin
Exons: 4
Coding region: 65-559 (164 amino acids)
Cellular component (GO): extracellular region; axon terminus
Molecular function (GO): neuropeptide hormone activity
Source: RefSeq, a predicted model, not a curated record